Molecule: messenger RNA, 3833 nt
Organism: Sorex fumeus (smoky shrew)
Lineage: Eukaryota; Metazoa; Chordata; Mammalia; Eulipotyphla; Soricidae
Gene: CCDC80
Product: coiled-coil domain containing 80
Exons: 8
Coding region: 706-3576 (956 amino acids)
Source: RefSeq, a predicted model, not a curated record
UUGGUUUGGAUCAAAACUAAAGUUGUCCUGGCAUUUCUGGGACUGAAUCCAGGCAAGAGGAAGGAGAAAAAAGAAGGAGAAAAUAAAAGCAGGAGAAGGAGGCAAAAGAGAAAUAGUGGGAAGAAAUAAAGGGAGACGAGAAGGGGGAAAAGUCCUUUUUUCAACAUCACAUUCCUGUGUUUUCCCUCAGCCUGGAAAACGUAUUAAUCCCUGUGCUUUUACCUCUGAGACAAAGGAACUGAGCCGGACUGUGGGAGAAAGAGUGAUAAGAAGGUUCCUGAACUCUCCAAAGAGAAAGAGCAAGAUUCCAAAAUAGCUGGGGCUCCACAUUAAAGAACAUCCUGAUUCAGCACGGGGGGACGGACACUGAAGGCACAAGAAGACGGGCAGAGACUCGGGACAAAUGGAGAUGCAAAGAUUUCAAAAAACCACUGCUUGCACCUCAUCUUACUUGUCAAGAAGGUAAAAAGUCACAGCCGGGAAGAAAAGAAAGCCACCGGGCUCUCAGGUCACUACCGGCUGUGGGUCUGGGGUGUUGCUUUGGGAGCCGGAGUGAGGCACACCCCCUCCCCCUCUGUAUCUCUCAGCCUGGAGCACGGGAAAGAGGGAAAGUGUUGCAUCUAGGAAACCGUCCUGGGACCACACUUCAGAUUGCUUCGGGAACGCUCUGCAUUCCAUCUCCAUGAGCCACAAUUGCACUGCACCAUGACACAGAGAAUGGGACCCAGUUGGACCAUGCUGUUGGCCAUGUGGCUGGUGUGCAGCUCGGAAUCCCACGCGCAGGCCACGAACCGGGGGAGUCACGGAAGCCGCCGAGCACCCCUCUUCCCCCCGUCCAGCGGUAGGCCGGCCCGGUUUCUGAGGCACACGGGGAGGUCUCAGGACACGGGGAGAACCACCGCGGCAGAAGCCAGCCUUCAACCUCUGCCCAGAAGGAGCGUGCCAGUGAUGAGGAUAGCCCGGACCACGGCGCUGCCAGCCGCAGCGGGUCUCCAGGGGGCCCCGGAGCGACCCGAGCAGAGACCCCCCAGGGCCCGGACCCCAGCCCGGGAGAUGGUCCGAGACGAGGGCUCUGCAGCCCGCACCAGGACGCUGCGCUUCCCCGCGAGCUCCAGCUCCCCCAACAUCCUGGCUAGCUUCGCGGGCAAGCACCGCGUGUGGGUCAUCUCGGCCCCGCACGCGGCCGACGGCUACUACCGCCUGAUGAUGAGCCUGCUGAAGGACGACGUGUACUGCGAGCUGGCCGAGCGGCACAUCCAGCAGAUCGUGCUGUUCCACCAGGCGGGCGAGGAGGGCGGCCGGGUGCGGCGCAUCACCGGCGAGGGCCGCGUGCUGGAGCGGCGCCUGGAGCCGGGCCUCGUGCCCAAGCUCAUGAGCUUCCUCAAGCUGGAGAAGGGCAAGUUCGGCAUGGUGCUGCUGAAGAAGACGCUGCAGGUGGAGGAGCGCUACCCGUACCCGGUCCGGCUGGAAGCCCUGUACGAGCUCAUCGACCAGGGCCCCAUCCGCAGGAUCGAGAAGAUCCGCCAGAAGGGCUUCGUGCAGAAGUGCAGGGCGGCGGGGGUGGAGGGCCAGGUGGUGCCGGAGGACGGCGACGGGCACGGCGAGGGCAGGCCCGGCCUGAGCGCCGAGAAGAGGAAGGAGGAGCCGCCCAGGCGAGCCCAGGUGCCCCCCACCCGCAAGGUCUGGAGGAAGCCCGCCGCCACCACGACGGCCGCCUCCCCUGCCCCGUCCCCGACGCCCCGGGUCACCACGCUUCCCCCUGCUCCGGCCACUACAGCCACUCGGACCACCUCGCGGGUGGUCACCGUCGCCGCCAGGCCGACUCCCACCACCACCACCACCACCACCACCACCACCACCACCACUACGGUCUUUCCCACCACGCAGAGGCCCUGGACGCCCCGGGUCAACCCUUCCCUAGACACGCACAGGGCCCCGGCCACAGCCGAAGUGACCACCGUCGGGGGACCGGCGGCCUCGGAGAAUCUGUCCCCUCCUCCCCGGAAGGAGGCCACCCGCGAGAGGCCGCAGAGCACCCGCAGGCCCAGCAAGACCCCGGGUUUGGAGAGCGUCCCCAGCGCCCCUCCAGCCACCGUCCCAGAGCACAGCCCCCGGGGGGGCGCGGGUCGCCUCCGCGACAACCGCACCGACCGGCGGGAGCCCAAGGCGGGGCCGCACAAGCCCCCCAAGGCCAAGCCCCCCAAAAGGAAGGCCCAAGACAAACUGCUCAGCAACGAGUAUGAGGAUAAGUACGACCCGGGUGCGCCCACGGCCUCGCAGCUGGAGGAGGAGCUGCAGGUGGCCCGUGUGCCCCCGCAGAAAGCCAAGGAGUCUGCAAAGCACCAGAAGCUCGAGAAAGCCGAGAAGGAGAAGAAGAAAAAGGCCAAGCACGAGAAAGUGGACAAGUUGCUCAAGAGCGAGAAGCCGGGGAAGAAGGCGGAGAAAAAGAGCAAGCCCGAAAAGGAGAAGAGCAAGAAGAAGAAGGCGAGCAAAGGGGAGCAGGGUGGCUACACGAAGCCCCCUGGCCAACACGUCCAGCAGAGCCUCGGGAAGGCCGUGACUGAUCUUCUCGGGCUCUUCGAAGGCAAACGAAGGCUUCUACUUAUCACUGCUCCUAAGGCUGAGAACAACAUGUAUGUACAACAGCGAGAUGAGUAUCUGGAAAGUUUCUGCAAGAUGGCCACCAGAAAAAUCUCUGUGAUCACCAUCUUCGGCCCUGUCAACAAUAGCACCAUGAAAAUCGACCACUUCCAGCUAGAUAAUGAGAAACCUAUGCGAGUGGUUGAUGAUGAAGACUUGGUAGAUCAGCAUCUUAUCAGUGAGCUGAGAAAAGAAUAUGGAAUGACCUACAAUGACUUCUUCAUGGUGCUCACAGACUUGGACAUGAGAGUCAAGCAAUACUAUGAGGUGCCUAUAGCAAUGAAGUCUGUGUUCGAUUUGAUCGAUACUUUCCAGUCCCGAAUCAAAGACAUGGAGAAGCAGAAGAAGGAGGGAAUAGUUUGCAAGGAAGACAAGAAGCAGUCCUUGGAGAACUUCCUAUCCAGGUUUCGUUGGAGGCGGCGGCUGCUGGUGAUCUCUGCUCCUAAUGAUGAAGACUGGGCCUAUUCACAGCAGCUCUCUGCCCUCAGUGGUCAGGCAUGCAAUUUUGGUCUGCGCCACAUAACCAUUCUGAAGCUUUUAGGUGUCGGGGAGGAAGUUGGAGGUGUUUUAGAACUGUUCCCGAUUAAUGGGAGUUCUGUUGUUGAGCGAGAAGACAUACCAGCUCACUUGGUGAAAGACCUACGUAACUAUUUUCAAGUGAGCCCAGAGUACUUCUCCAUGCUUCUAGUUGGAAAGGACGGAAAUGUAAAAUCCUGGUAUCCUUCUCCAAUGUGGUCCAUGGUGAUCGUGUAUGAUUUAAUUGAUUCUAUGCAACUCCGCAGACAGGAAAUGGCCAUCCAGCAGUCACUGGGAAUGCACUGCCCGGAAGAUGAGUAUGCAGGAUAUGGUUACCAUAAUUACCACCAAGGAUACCAGGAUGGAUACCAGGAUGACUAUCGUCAUCAUGAGAGCUACCACCACGGAUACCCUUACUGAACAGAAAUAUGUAACCUUGGCCCCAGCCCGUUGCCCCUGCUGCUGUUAAAACCUAUGUGGCCAGCCAUGUAAGAACUUCCAGCCAAUUAAGAACUUCUUAGUUCUUCCACGUUGCCUAGAUUCCUGCCUUUUUUAUUUCAUUGUUUUUCCAAGAUUAAAUAAAUAGCAAACUUUUGCCCACUGAUAAGUUAAUUGUCACCUUAAAUCAUAGAGCCAUUGAAAGGAACAGUUGUUUCUCCAAUUGGAGUGCAUCUAGU